UCAGGACCGUCUGCUGCUGCAGCUGGAGGGCGAGGAGGAGGAGCUGGGAUCUGUAACUCCGGGACAGCGCGAUUACAUCUGUUCGUUAAUUAAUCCCAAACCGAUCGAUGUGAUUUAGAUCGACUCUGCGCGGAUUAUCGAUGCGCACGGUUUGACGCCCCAACACUCGCAGUGACUCUGGAAAUCCGAUCUGAGUUUGGACGGACCGGACCCCCGUCGCGCUCGUGAGCGAUCGCCGACAUGUUUGUGAGAACGAGGGCCGUCGUGCUGCUGCUGUGCCUCCUGGCGGAAGCCGGGGCCUCAAGGUCGGCCCGCGACUCCCAGAGCGUCCCCGACCCCCUGGAGCCCCCGGAGGGUAACGCGUCCAUCCAGCUCCCGGCGCCGCAGCCGGACCGUCCGCGGAGGCCGUUCCCGCCCAUGUGCGUCAAGCCGACGGAGAUCAGACACGCCUUCAAGUACGUGAACACCAUCAUUUCCUGCCUGAUCUUCGUGGUGGGGAUCAUCGGCAACUCGACGCUGCUCAGGAUCAUCUACAGGAACAAAUGCAUGAGGAACGGACCCAACGUGCUGAUUGGCAGCCUGGCACUCGGAGACCUGCUGUACAUCAUCAUCGCCAUCCCCAUCAACGUGUACAAGCUAAUAGCCGAGGACUGGCCGUUCGGCGUGCACGUCUGUAAGCUGAUCCCGUUCAUCCAGAAAGCCUCGGUGGGAAUCACCGUCCUCAGCCUGUGUGCUCUCAGCAUUGACCGCUACCACGCCGUGAUCUCGUGGAGCCGGGUGAAGGGCAUGGGGAUCCCCCUGUGGAAGGCCAUGGAGGUGACCCUGAUCUGGAUGGUUGCUGUGGUGCUGGCCGUCCCCGAGGCUGUGGCGUUCGACAUGAUAGAGAUGUCGUACAGAGGCAACAAGCUGCGCAUCUGCCUGCUGCACCCGGAGCAGGCCACCAGCUUCAUGAAGCUGUACCAGGAAGCUAAAGAUUGGUGGUUGUUUGGCUUCUACUUCUGCCUCCCUCUGGCCUGCACGGGGGUCUUCUACACGCUCAUGUCCUGCGAGAUGCUCAGUCGCAAGAAAGGCAUGCGGAUCGCGCUCAACGACCACAUGAAACAGCGAAGGGAAGUGGCGAAGACGGUGUUCUGCCUGGUGCUGAUCUUCGCGUUCUGCUGGCUGCCGCUCCACCUCAGCCGCAUUCUGAAGAAAACCGUCUACGACGAAAACGACCCCAACCGCUGCGAGCUGCUCAGCUUCCUGCUGGUGAUGGAUUACAUCGGGAUCAACAUGGCCUCUCUAAACUCCUGCAUUAACCCGAUUGCCCUCUACUUUGUCAGCCAGAAGUUUAAAAAUUGUUUCCAGUCCUGCCUGUGCUGCUGGUGCUACAGGACGUCUCCUCUGGACGACCGCUGCUCCGGAGGACGCUGGAAGGGAUCUUGCCAUGGCAACGGACUGGACCGCACCAGCUCCCGCUCCAGUCAGAAGUACACAAGCUCUUCAUAGACACGCACAAACGCUCUCUCUCUCUCUCUCCACGCUCUCCAACCAAUCCAACCAAACCGGACCGAUAUUCCCCAUCUGCUUUCCCACCCGGAGAAACAGCUGUGUCACUGCCAACACGCACACCAUCACUUUGGAGUCAGGAGUGGGACACGGAGGAGCCAGGCGGAAGGGUUUUUGUUUCGUUUUUCUUCUGCAGACUGAAAGACUCGGCGAUCAACCCAAAGCUGGAGGAUGAAACUGCAGGACUGUCACCUGUUCAGGCCACCAACCGAUGCUACGUGAAUGUGUUCGAGGAAAGUAAGCCUCUCAGUGAGCCAGGUUGAGUAGAGUUAGGUCAAGCCACUUGUAAAUGUGUGUACAGGGUUAUUAUUUACAUGUCGAACACAGACUUUAGCCCAUGUUUAGCUGCAGUGCUUGGAGUAUGAAUGAGCGCUGAGCCAUCAGCCCUUCUGGUGACGCUGUAAUACCUCGUAGGGGAAACCGUGACGCAGAGUCAUUUGAGACUCAAAGGACCGGAGCCUUUGAGAGACUCCGCACCUCCGAGGCACCGCCGCCGCCGCUGAGACAUCAAAGACCAGAGUGCUGGCAAAAGACGCAGUCCGCCCUCAAAGUUCGCGGAAUCUCCCGGCAAGAAAAAGAGAGAAAAAUAAACGGGGGCCCUUACUGUGAAUCUCCCAGUCAUGUGGAGACUGGCUCAGCAGAAAUCCUUCUUAUCUCCGCUUUCAGUCACAAGAAGGGCUGCUGUCGUCCAGGAGAAAAACACCAUAUGAUCCUUAUCAUGUGUCGCGUGUGACAAUGUAGCUUCUAUUUUUCUGUGAAUGUAGCACAAGGAACAUGAACGGCUUGUGUGAGCCCCCCGCCCAGCGAGGCGUCUGCUUCGCCUGCUGCAAGCCUUUCACCUCAGACGCAAAGACAUGCCUGUUGCUGGAACUCCACUUGUUAUUAUGUUGCGCUAUUUAAAAGAUUUAAGAAAUGAUCGUGUAUACAGCUGACUGGACGUUUUAGGAGAUUCUUGAACUGCAUUACGGUCAUAAAAGCACCAAAUAUUUUCCCACUGUCCCCCUCACAGCAGGGGGAUUCUGGGAAAACUUUGGCUUCUUUUUUGUUUUUUUUCUAAGACAUGAUUGCUGACUUUGUCAUCCAUUUUUGAAUCUGGGUGUCUGUCAUUUACAUGGUUGAAACCAGGUCUUUGGAGAUGGUGUUUAUUAUUGCCUCAACUGUUUAUUUUUUAUUUCUCACAUUAAACAGGAUUCAACAUUUUCUGUUUUAAGUCAGUUAAGAUAACCAAAAUGAUUUCUAUCUGAUAAAUGCCAAAACUUUUAAGGAUUUUUUUUUGUAUUUUUUUUUGUACUUUCCUCAAACUUGGACGUUUACAUACAUUUCUUCACUUCAAAACUUUGACUUUGUCUGUUUGACUAGUUAAAAGUGAAAUAAUCUGCCAGUAGAACAUGACAUUUUUCCAUGUUAUAAGUAGAAAUCUCUUGUUCCAUUGGCAGAUUAUUUCACUCAAAACUAGCACUUUUGUAUCAAUAUUAAUAUAAAUAUGACUUAUAUGACUUAAAAUAAGCUUCCAUGUCUUGCUGAAAAGUUACUUGUGUGUUGGUUUUGUGUUCUUGAACUUGCACUGAGAUAUUUGCUCUAGAAACCGGACCGCAAAUACUUGGUGACAUUUGGUGUUUUUGUGGUGAGAACGUCUCAAGUCAUUUAAAAAAAACUAACAGAAAUAUUAUUUUAGUAUUGAGGGAACAGAAAGAUUUUGGGAAAUCCAAACUGACAUCAAACAGGAAAUAUUUAAUCAUCAGACAUUAAAAAAAUGCAAUGUCUCUUCGUUUGGGUUCUAAAUAUUUGGUUUCAUUGAAAACAUUAAUCAAGUUGUUUUGUUGUUUUUUGUCCAUUUCUUCAUAAACAUUUUAUCACUUUGUUUCUAAGAAACUUAUGAAAUUAUGCAUUUAAUGACACUUUUGGUUUGUUUUAUAAAUAGAGCUGAUAUAUUUCCAUGUUCAUUGUUGGACAUGUUUUCUUUACCCUUCAGAAAGUCUUUUUAUUUUUUACAUCAUAGUUAAAUCAGUAGCUGACGCAGAAUGUGAUUCAUGAAACUUUUUAUAUUUGCUUUUAGCCUCAUGAAUGAAAGCCUGUGAAGCUUUUGCUACUCUAGCAAAGCUCAGAGUAGCUUUGCUACUGAAUGAUUGGUUGGACAUACAAACAUAUGUGAAUACUGUAAAGGGCUUGGUCAUUUAAAUACAUUCAUACAUUACUAUUUUGUUAAGGGUAUACAUUAAUAAAUAGUAUUUUAUACUGUG
Poeciliopsis prolifica (blackstripe livebearer) is the source of this 3788-nucleotide messenger RNA. Its product is annotated as endothelin receptor type B-like. Gene Ontology annotation, biological process: G protein-coupled receptor signaling pathway; enteric nervous system development; regulation of blood pressure. The coding region runs from base 241 to 1488 and encodes 415 amino acids. The transcript has 8 exons. Lineage: Eukaryota; Metazoa; Chordata; Actinopteri; Cyprinodontiformes; Poeciliidae. The record is from RefSeq and is a predicted model, not a curated record. Gene Ontology annotation, molecular function: endothelin receptor activity. Gene Ontology annotation, cellular component: membrane.